UAACUAUCACUCCAUUAACGCUUGUCGUUGGGUACGAGGUUCGCCCAUACAGGUUGUCGUUAGGCAACAAUAGGCGACGGCUCCAUGAUUGCCUUCUGUGUCUGUAUGUAUGUAUGUGCGUGCGUGUGUGUGUCUAUGCGCGUGUGUAGGCUGUAUGUAGGGUGUGCUGCUUGCUCCCCCCAGGUAUAUAACGUAUUGGAUCACGUAACCCUUUCCUCCUAGUAACUACUCACACACGAGAAUGGAGACCUACGUCACGCUGGCGAUCGUCCUUCUCUUUCUACACACCUUGAUCGAGGGCGGUGAGAGCAUCCAGUGUUACGACUGCAACAGCGUCACGGACCCGGCGUGCACGGAAAACUACGAUCACGGACGCGAUGCUCUCGAACCGAUGGACUGUGGUGGGCUCAACGGUGCCACCUACUGCAUUAAGACGAUCGGCAUUUACGGAGGUCAGAUCGGCACUCGGCGAUUCUGCAGCUCUCGCGACAUGGGCAGCUACUGCCAGUACGUGAAGUUCGUCGACGACGACCGGCGCCACCGCGCCUGCAUCUACACAUGCGCGAGGGACGACUGCAAUGGCGCCACCUACCUGCGACUCUCGUCCCUGGUGGUCGUCACCGCGUUCGCCGCCGCGCUGCGAUCGACGUUCUGCUGAGGCCGCGAGGGAUGGGACGCGCCGCCAUCUUGUUUGUGUCGACCUCGCGCGGGAAUUUUUUUUGCGCAGGUUCUCUCUUCGGGUGCGACGCGUGAAAAUUGGAGCGUUGCGAGGUGUCGUCCCCGCGCGGGCAUCUCACCAGAGGGCUCGUCAGGGAUCCGGAUACGAACGUCGAUGUUGGGCGGAUGGAACCAAGAGAGGUCAAAGUUCACCCACGCAGCCGCGGCAAUCUCGGGACGUUUCCCGUCGUGAAUUUCCCAGACGGCGAUUUUUAUCUCUCGGUAGCAGUCGAUUCGACGUUUUGAUCCUUUCGCAGAGGUGCGACCGAAUAGCAGGACGUUUCGUGUGUUGGCCACCGGGUGGCGGCAACGACCGAAUGCUCGCGACGAGAAAAUCACGAGGCGAAAGCCGGUUUCGCUGCCAGAAGAGAUUUUAUAUCUAUUAUGAGCUUGUUACAGUAGAAUCGGGAGCGAACGAAACAAACGAUGUGUUUUUAUUUGCUCCUGAUAGCAUGUAUAUUUUACAUAUAUGUGUGUGCGUGCGCGGCAGUGUAGUUAAGGUGGUGUUGGCACUAAUGUAGGUAAGUGAGCACUGGCGGUGUCGUGAAACAUCUGACUGGUGCGACGGUGGCGUCUUGCCGUAAACUAACAAUUCAGCUUUGUUUAGCUAGUAUCUUUUUACAGCGGUGGUUUUAGGGGCAGUUAGGUGGUUACGCGCACGGGUACUCAGAACCAUAUUAUUACGUCCAUUUGUUAACCGUCCACAUGGAGUAUAUCCUUCCUCUACCGAUGAUCAGUUCACCAUUAUCUUAAUAAAUAGAUAUAAUACAUAUAUAAUAUCAAGUGCUAAUAAUACAUGUGUAAUGAUCCGUGUUAUAUUAGCUCUUGAUGGGAUGCCACAGGAAGGCCAACAGCUCACAGUUAUUUCAGAAAUGUCCGUUUGCCGACCAUUCUUUGCCGGUAGAUGGCGCCCCUGGAUGGGUGUGUCGAGGAGUGUUGGCAUGUGCGGGUGACUGGUGAAUGUGUGAAGGUUGACACUCUGGCUCGUCCGAUAUAUUUGAAUCUCACGCUAUUGUCAUGGUCUGACAAACCGCAGCCUGUAUUCGCGGAAAGUUUUAUAUGACGAAUUUGUCGGUCAUCAUUUCACUAAUUGUACAUACACAUAUAUAUAGCAGAGUGGAAAUAGAUUUUUAAACCAUUUUUCACAAA
Priapulus caudatus is the source of this 1866-nucleotide messenger RNA. RefSeq lists its product as uncharacterized. The record is from RefSeq and is a predicted model, not a curated record. NCBI's taxonomy places the organism in Eukaryota, Metazoa, Priapulida, Priapulimorpha, Priapulimorphida, Priapulidae. Gene Ontology annotation, biological process: regulation of synaptic transmission, cholinergic; sleep; positive regulation of voltage-gated potassium channel activity. The transcript is spliced from 3 exons. Bases 242 to 658 code for a protein of 138 amino acids.